Gryllus bimaculatus (two-spotted cricket) is the source of this 645-nucleotide messenger RNA. Lineage: Eukaryota; Metazoa; Arthropoda; Insecta; Orthoptera; Gryllidae. The record is from the annotation of a GenBank genome assembly.
GGGCUGGCGGUGACGUGCGAGGUGUGCCCGCACCACCUGUUCCUCACGCAAGAGGACGCCGAGCGCCUGGGCCCCGGCCUGGGCUCCGUGCGGCCCGUGCUGGGCUCCGAGGAGGACCGCAGGGCGCUCUGGGACAACCUGGACGAGAAGACGGGCGAGAAGCCGCCGCCGGGCUUCCCGGGGCUGGAGACGGUGCUGCCGCUGCUGCUGACGGCUGUCGCGGAGGGAAAGCUCUCCAUGGAGGACCUGGUGGACAAGUUCCACCGCAACCCGCGGCGCAUCUUCGGCCUGCCCGAGCAGCCGCACACGUACGUGGAGGUGGACCUGUCGGAGGAGUGGAUGCUGCCGGCGGCGCCGCCCUACCUGCCAAGCGCGGCUGGUCGCCGUUCGCGGGCGGCGCGUGCGCGGGCGGGUGCGGCGCGUGGUGCUGCGCGGCGAGACGGCGUACGUGGACGGGCAGGUGCUGGUGCCGCCGGGCUUCGGCGUGGACGUGCGCGAGGCGGCCGGCGGCGCCGCCAAGCGCCACGAAGCUGUCGGCGCCGGCCCACGCCGCGCGCGCACACGCCCGAGCCCCUGGCGCCGCCGCCGUCGCUCGCCGCGCCGCGCCCCGCCGCCUGGGGCGCCGACGGCGCACGCACGUCAGCG